Messenger RNA from Verticillium alfalfae VaMs.102, 678 nucleotides. RefSeq names its product glycosyl hydrolase. The transcript has a single exon. The record is from RefSeq and is a predicted model, not a curated record. Bases 1 to 678 code for a protein of 225 amino acids. NCBI's taxonomy places the organism in Eukaryota, Fungi, Ascomycota, Sordariomycetes, Glomerellales, Plectosphaerellaceae.
AUGCUAAAGCCUCACAUCCUCGUCUUCUCCAAAACCGCCGCCUAUCGACACACCUCCAUCGAGCCGGCUGUCGUGGCUCUCCUCGCUCUGGCAACAACCUCUGGCCUCUUCACGGCCGCGCACUCCGAGGACGCAGAGGCCAGCUUCGCCGCCGGGUCUCUGCGCGCCUUCACGGCCGUCGUCCUGCUGCACUGCUCGGGCGAGUUCCUGACUUCAGAGCAGCUAGAGGCGCUGCAGGCGUUUGUACGCCGCGGCGGCGGGUUCGUCGCCGUCCAUGGCGCCGCCAGCGGCAUGAAGAGCAGUCUGUGGUACGGCGAGCUGGUCGGCGCGCACUUUGACAUGCACCCUCCCCCGGAGCCUGGGACUGUCGUGGCCGAGGGGCGGCAUUACAUUCUCGGGAACGCGACGGGCAAGGAGCAUUGGAUGGAUGAGUGGUACAACUUUGUCACGCACCCGCGUGAUCGACAGGGGCUGCGGGUUCUGCUGAGGGGGGACACGACCAGUUUCCACGGGGGCAAGAUGGGGGACGAUCAUCCGCUCGCGUGGGUGAGAGAGUUUGACGGUGGCAGGUCGUUCUACACGGCGCUGGGGCAUUUUGACGAGGCGUACAGCGAUGAAUGGUUCAUGGGUUUGUUGACGAGGGGCAUACUGUGGGUGUCACGCGCCGAAGAUACAUGA